AUGGAAGAAAGACGACGAAUUAGUGUAGCAAAUGCUGGCGACGAACUAUCGUGGGCGGAGGUUCAAGGAAUAUGCAGCCAACUGGAAGGAAUUCUUCACGACGAUGCACUCAAGGACGCAGCACGGUUGCGAGGGCUCGCGCAGAAGCGUAAGGACAUCGCUAGCACAUUCCAGGAACGCCAAAGCUCGGCGCAACGACAACUUGCGCAUUUACGCGCGAAUUUGAGUGAGUGGAAAGAAAAAGAACAAAUGGCCAAGCAGCGCAAUGAAGAGCUGUACAAGAAGCUGCGGGAGCUGGAUGCCAUUAAGCGUGACAUGGCCGUGCAGCUGGACCGCUUCCGUCUUAACGAACAAUAUCCGCUUUCCGUUUUUACAUUGCAUUUUUGCCUGCUGAUUUUUGAAAUUUCAAAAGUUGAGUCUUUGGACAUGUUGUUGGACAAGUACGAAGAGGCAAGACAGGAGUUUAUGCAGUAUAAUACUGAACACCAAAAUGACAUUCCAGCAGCAAAAAACCAGAUGAGUCUCUACGCGUCUAUUACGGGCAUCCGAUGGGACUUUAAUGGCUCGCAAAGAAUUGUUGGUGAUAUUCACGUACCGGCCAAACUAAAAAUUGUUCGGUUUGAGGUUGACCCAGCAAUGGACCUUUUCAUCGCUGCGAAUACAUUGUGGGACAAAAUUGAUGAAGCUUUUGACUAUCCUGACAACAAUGAACGCGAUUAA
Messenger RNA from Plasmopara halstedii, 720 nucleotides. RefSeq lists its product as uncharacterized. The record is from RefSeq and is a predicted model, not a curated record. Bases 1 to 720 code for a protein of 239 amino acids. The transcript is spliced from 5 exons. Lineage: Eukaryota; Oomycota; Peronosporomycetes; Peronosporales; Peronosporaceae.